GUUGGAGUGGGGUAGCACUCGCGGCCAUCUUCCUGUAUUCUUGCGCUUAAACUAGUUGGCAGAUCUCUUCCGAAUUUAGAAAGAGUUACAGUAUCUAUCGUUUGUCGUGAAAUUCUUUUUCUAUUCGAAGGUAGCAGUUGAUACAGAAAGGAGUUCAGUUGAGAGUCGAUAAAAUUUAGAUCGGUGGGACUAUUUUCUUCGGAGGGGGCGGAUGAGGCAGCCAUGUUGGGUGUCAGCGGCGAACAGUGACGGCAUUCGCUUUGCGUCAGUCGGUUGUGUGUGCGGAUGACUGAAUUGAGAUUUUCGGGGUGAAAAACGCAGGAAAUAACCAAGCCGCUGUGAACAGAUCAUUGUAUACGGUCGCGCGAAUAUCCCCAGAGAGAAUCACGGCUCAAAGAUAUUCGGAAAGCGCGAAGAGUGACUACGAAAAUGACGCAGCUACUGCCCAUAAGGUUUCAGGAACAUCUCCAGCUUACAGCUGUGGGAAUCAAUGCGAGCAAUGUUGGCUUCAACUCCCUUACGAUGGAGUCUGAUAAAUUUAUCUGUGUUCGAGAAAAAGUUGGGGAUACAUCUCAAGUUGUUAUCAUUGACAUGAAUGACUCCGCCAACCCCAUUAGAAGACCUAUUUCCGCCGAUUCAGCAAUUAUGAAUCCAGCUAGUAAAGUCAUUGCUCUCAAAGCUCAAAAGACUCUUCAAAUAUUUAACAUCGAAAUGAAGUCCAAAAUGAAAGCUCACACAAUGACAGAGGAUGUCGUAUUUUGGAAAUGGAUUUCAUUGAAUACUUUGGCUUUGGUAACCGAGACUGCAGUUUAUCAUUGGUCCAUGGAGGGUGAUUCUACACCACAUAAAAUGUUUGAUCGUCACUCAUCACUGAAUGGCUGUCAAAUUAUAAACUAUCGAACGGAUCCUAAGCAAACGUGGCUUCUGCUGAUUGGUAUUUCGGCGCAACACAAUAGAGUAGUCGGAGCAAUGCAACUAUAUUCCGUAGAACGAAAAUGUUCCCAGCCAAUUGAAGGGCACGCUGCAUCGUUUGCGCAAUUCAAAAUGGAAGGAAACGCAGAACCAAGUAAUCUAUUCUGUUUCGCCGUGAGAACAGUCCAAGGCGCUAAGCUUCACAUCAUUGAAGUUGGACAGCCCCCUGCCGGAAAUCAACCAUUCCCCAAAAAAGCAGUCGAUGUAUUCUUUCCCCAGGAAGCAGGAAAUGAUUUUCCAGUUGCCAUGCAAGUCAGCUCGAAAUACGAUGUCAUAUAUUUAAUUACGAAAUACGGUUACAUACACAUGUACGACAUUGAGUCAGCGACCUGCAUAUUCAUGAACCGGAUCUCUGGAGAGACGAUCUUUGUCACUGCACCUCACGAGGCUUCCGGUGGUAUUAUUGGCGUUAAUCGCAAGGGCCAAGUUCUAUCUGUAUCGGUCGAGGAAGAGAAUAUAAUUCCUUACAUCAAUGGGGUCUUACAAAAUCCUGAGCUGGCUCUGCGUAUGGCCGUGAGGAAUAAUCUUUCCGGUGCUGAAGAUCUGUUCAUGAGGAAAUUCAAUAUGCUUUUCCAAAAUGGCCAAUAUGCAGAAGCAGCUAAAGUCGCCGCGAAUGCUCCAAAAGGAAUAUUGAGAACUCCGGCAACUAUCCAACGUUUCCAGCAAGUCCCUACAACGCAAGGACAGUCAUCUCCGUUACUUCAAUAUUUCGGUAUCCUCUUAGACCAGGGUCAAUUGAAUAAAUAUGAAUCGUUGGAAUUGUGUCGUCCUGUCUUGGUUCAAGGCCGUAAGCAGCUUCUUGAAAAGUGGCUGAAGGAAGACAAACUUGAGUGCAGCGAAGAACUAGGUGAUUUGGUGAAGCAAGCCGACCCCACUUUGGCUCUCAGUGUCUAUUUGCGAGCUAAUGUACCCAAUAAGGUCAUUCAGUGCUUCGCGGAGACUGGCCAGUUCCAAAAGAUCGUUCUUUAUGCCAAAAAAGUCUCCUAUACGCCUGACUAUAUCUUCCUCUUGAGAAAUGUCAUGAGAAUCAAUCCUGAUCAAGGCGUGGCUUUUGCUCAGAUGCUUGUACAGGACGAUGAACCCCUGGCUGACAUUAAUCAAAUCGUAGACAUCUUCAUGGAACAGAAUAUGGUGCAACAAUGUACGGCGUUCUUGCUCGAUGCUCUUAAAAAUAAUCGUGCGAGCGAAGGUGCCUUGCAGACACGUCUCUUGGAAAUGAAUCUAAUGUCCGCUCCUCAGGUAGCCGAUGCUAUCUUAGGCAAUCAAAUGUUCACUCAUUACGACAGGGCCCACGUUGCCCAACUUUGUGAGAAAGCUGGCCUGUUACAACGAGCCCUGGAACAUUACACGGACUUGUACGACAUCAAGAGGGCGGUUGUUCACACACACUUGCUUUCACCCGACUGGCUCGUCGGAUUUUUCGGCACACUGUCCGUUGAAGAUUCUCUUGAAUGUCUCAAAGCAAUGCUUACUGCGAACAUCCGACAGAAUCUCCAAAUUUGCGUCCAGAUAGCAACGAAAUAUCACGAGCAAUUGACUACUAAAGCUCUCAUAGAUCUAUUUGAAAGCUUCAAAUCGUACGAGGGUCUCUUCUAUUUCCUGGGAUCUAUUGUGAACUUCAGCCAGGAUCAAGAAGUUCACUUUAAAUAUAUCCAAGCUGCGUGUAAAACCGGUCAGAUCAAGGAGGUCGAAAGAAUCUGUCGUGAAAGCAAUUGCUACAACCCUGAACGCGUUAAGAAUUUCCUGAAGGAGGCCAAAUUAUCUGAUCAAUUGCCACUGAUUAUUGUUUGCGACCGAUUCGACUUUGUUCAUGAUCUUGUUCUGUAUCUUUAUCGGAAUAACUUACAGAAGUACAUUGAGAUUUACGUUCAAAAGGUGAAUCCGUCACGUCUACCUGUUGUAAUCGGAGGUUUAUUGGACGUCGAUUGUUCUGAAGAUAUAAUAAAAAAUCUGAUUCUCGUUGUACGAGGACAAUUCUCUACCGAUGAACUGGUAGAAGAAGUCGAGAAGCGCAAUCGCCUUAAACUUCUUCUUCCUUGGUUGGAGUCGCGCGUACAUGAAGGUUGUGUGGAACCGGCAACUCACAAUGCUCUCGCCAAGAUCUAUAUCGAUAGCAAUAAUAAUCCUGAGAGAUUCCUCAAGGAGAAUCAGUUCUACGACAGUAGAGUGGUUGGAAAGUAUUGCGAAAAGCGGGAUCCACAUUUAGCUUGUAUCGCUUAUGAGCGCGGCCAAUGCGACAGGGAGUUGAUUAGUGUUUGCAAUGAAAACAGCCUUUUCAAGAGUGAGGCAAGAUAUUUGGUCAGACGUCGAGAUCCUGAUCUGUGGGCUGAAGUCCUCCUUGAAAGCAAUCCUUACAAGAGACCACUAAUUGAUCAGGUGGUCCAAACGGCGUUAUCGGAAACUCAAGAUCCUGAAGAUAUAUCCGUGACCGUAAAAGCUUUCAUGACGGCAGAUUUACCUAACGAGUUGAUUGAACUUCUCGAGAAGAUCGUGUUGGACAGCAGCGUCUUUAGCGAUCAUCGCAAUUUGCAAAAUCUUCUUAUCCUUACGGCGAUUAAGGCUGACCGUACGCGUGUCAUGGAGUACAUUAAUCGCUUGGACAAUUACGAUGCUCCUGACAUUGCCAACAUUGCAAUCAAUAAUGAACUUUACGAGGAAGCCUUCGCGAUAUUCAAGAAAUUUGAUGUGAAUACGUCCGCCAUUCAGGUUCUCAUCGAGCAGGUUAAUAACCUAGAUAGAGCGUAUGAGUUUGCUGAAAGAUGUAAUGAGCCAGCUGUUUGGUCGCAACUAGCACGAGCACAGCUGCAGCAAGGAUUAGUCAAGGAGGCAAUUGACAGCUUCAUUAAGGCGGACGAUCCAUCCGCAUACGUCGAUGUCGUGGAAACAGCCCAUCGCACCUCCCACUGGGAAGAUCUGGUGCGCUACUUGCAGAUGGCCCGCAAAAAGGCACGCGAAUCCUUUGUUGAAAGCGAGCUUAUUUAUGCUUACGCGCGCACUAGCAGACUCGCCGACCUGGAAGAAUUCAUCUCGGGCCCGAACCAUGCCGAUAUACAGAAGAUCGGCGAUCGAUGUUUCGAUGACAAAAUGUACGAUGCAGCGAAGCUGUUGUACAACAACGUGUCAAACUUUGCCCGAUUGGCAAUAACAUUGGUUCAUCUGAAGGAGUUCCAAGGUGCCGUAGACAGCGCCCGUAAAGCAAAUUCAACGCGUACCUGGAAGGAGGUCUGCUUUGCUUGCGUCGACAGCGGCGAAUUUCGAUUGGCGCAAAUGUGUGGCUUGCAUAUAGUUGUGCAUGCGGAUGAGCUCGAGGAUUUGAUAAAUUAUUAUCAAGAUAGAGGACACUUCGAGGAGUUGAUCAAUCUCUUAGAGGCGGCUUUGGGUCUUGAAAGAGCCCACAUGGGCAUGUUCACGGAGUUGGCUAUUCUUUAUAGCAAGUAUAAGCCACAGCGAAUGCGUGAACAUCUUGAACUGUUUUGGUCUCGCGUCAACAUUCCCAAGGUGCUACGCGCAGCCGAGCAGGCACAUCUCUGGGCCGAGCUGGUAUUCCUCUAUGACAAAUAUGAAGAAUAUGACAACGCGGUACUUGCAAUGAUGCAACAUCCCACAGAAGCUUGGCGCGAAGGCCACUUCAAGGACGUCAUCACUAAAGUAGCAAACGUCGAACUCUACUACAAGGCAAUACAAUUCUACGUCGAAUAUAAGCCACUGCUGCUGAACGACAUACUACUGGUACUCGCACCCAGGAUGGAUCACACAAGAUCAGUAGCAUACUUCACGCGAACUGGUCAUCUUCAACUAGUGAAACCUUAUCUGAGAUCGGUUCAGGCAUUGAACAACAAGGCUAUCAAUGAAGCCCUCAACGGUCUCCUUAUUGAUGAGGAAGACUACCAAGGUCUGCGAACGUCGAUAGACGCCUUUGACAACUUUGACAACAUCGCCCUAGCUCAGCAAUUAGAAAAGCACGAGCUUAUCGAGUUCAGACGAAUUGCCGCUUAUCUCUAUAAAGGAAAUAACAGAUGGAAGCAGUCUGUGGAACUCUGUAAAAAGGAUCGGCUCUUCCGGGAUGCUAUGGAAUAUGCAGCAGAAUCUCGAAACGCUGAAGUUGCUGAAGAAUUGCUGGAAUGGUUCCUUGAAAGAGGAUCAAAGGAUUGCUUUGCUGCAUGUCUCUUCCACUGUUAUGAUCUACUUCAUCCUGACGUCAUUCUCGAGCUCGCCUGGAGACAUCGUAUCCUUCAUUUCGCAAUGCCCUAUCUCAUUCAAGUGGCUCGCGAAUAUAUCACCAAGGUGGAUAAACUCGAAGAAGCGGAAAGUCGAAGAGUUGAGGAAACCGAUCACGAGGAACAUAAGCCUAUGAUAAUGCCUGAGCCACAGUUAAUGUUGACUGCCGGUCCAGGAAUGAUGGCACCAGGAUACGCGCCACAAGUAUAUGCUGCACCUACUCAAGGCGUUUACGCACCUGCUGCGGCAGCCUAUCAGGGUUAUAGCAUGUGAGGCACGCUCUAUGACACAUUCGACUAUAAUGAUCAACGAUAUUUACUUUUCUAUAAGAUGUAACUAGAACGAGAUUAUGCCGUUAGUUCAUAGUCAUAAUCAACUGUCGAAAAGAAUUUCGUCAAUGAGCAGACAUCGAUAUGCCUUGACCGUUCUGCAAGAAACCGAAUACGAAAUAGAACAAAGUUAUCGCAUGUUGCGAGUAUCGUUGGCUUGUUAAUAAAAAUAAUCCGUCGACGAAGAAACGACGGCAAGAAAAUGUAGCAAAAGGGAAACACGUUCUUUCGAAUUUAAUUUUGGAAAGAUCAGCUACGACGCAUGGGCUCGAUCAUGCAAACGGUGUUGCGUGGCUGGAAAGUGUGUAUCGUAGUUAUUGGGAAACAAAUUCGCAUUCUAAUCCAGGAGGUUCUGAUAAAUUAACAAAUGACAGAUAUAUAAUCUUGCACGAUAUUGGAUGUAAGGGCUCAUUCGAUAUUUUGCGUUUGGAUGCAAUACAUUUUCGACAUUUGACUGUGUCACGGAAAUACACGUAAAGCAGUUGCGACAAGCUUUGAAGACGAGCGUGUACUGAGAAUAAACCGGAGAAGAAGUCCACAUUGCGCGCGCAUCAUUGUAUCGGCACUAUAGACAAAAAAAAAAUGGGCCUCUAAUAACGUUUGUCAACGAAUCAAACGUUUUCUUUUCUUUGGUUUCCUUUUCUGUAACUGCAUCGCUCUGACGCGAAUUAUAUCCUAUAAUUAUUCGAGACUCGAUCGUCUUUACGCAUUGUUGUUCUUGUAACAAAUUGUCCUUACUCUAAUUUGUCUAGCCAACGUAUUAAUGCGUGAGAAUAGACUUUUCUGUUUCUUUUUGUCUUUCACUCAAUCGAUAUUGAUUUCGUCAAUCUUCAUUUAAGACGUUUUUAACGUCGUCGUCUCAGAAUCUAAUCUAAAUUAAGUGGUCGGACGUGCAGAUGAAAAAAAGAGGCCAAUUUCAUUUCUCACGAACAUGCCCCCUCCCCCCACACAUGAAUUACGCAUUAGGAGUGUAAUCUGUCACGCGUAAGAAUUUGCGUCAGAGAAGUGUUUUUUCUGUUUUAAUUAUUUACCUAUGCAGUAAACUCGAUAGUGCAUUAGUUAGUGUAUACAUAUUUGCGUACCUACAUAACUAACCUAUUAUUGAUCCCCCCUCAAUCACUAUCGAGAGUGCAGAACGAAAGUGACCGGGGUGGAACUAUAGGAAUUUGCGUUUGUUUAUCGAUGCGGAUAUUGUUUAACCAAGAAGCAUAGUUGCUCCGCGUAAUUCUAUUAUUUGUAAUUUUUUCAUGCGCGAGAGGACGGAACAAUAUUAUUAAGUACUUUUGUUAUGAGAGCUUUCUUUCAUACCAAUUUAUUGAAAUCAAAGUGAUCGAUGGUCGAGUGAUGUGGCCGCCUUCGUUCGGUGCUUCCGAAUCAUCGGUAGCUUAGCUAUAACCGUUAGUUAAAAAAAGAGUGUUAAAUUAGGCGGUGUGCGUGCGUCAGGAUACAUACGACAUUCCCCAUGAAAGAAAAAAAAGAGUUGCAGUUGCAUCCCCCCCACACACAAAAUCAAAUCUUGAAACUAAAUUAAAUUUCAUUCGUAAUUUUCAUCUUAAACCGAAUUGAGACCGGAUCUUACCGCAUGUUGUUAUUGUAUUGAUAUCAUGAUUAUUUGAAUAUUAUGAAUUAAAGUAAUUAUUAUUAAUAUUAUUAAAUAUUGGAAAAACAAACAUAUAAUAAACUUAUACAUAAAAAGCAGUAGUAUAAUAAUAUAAUUGUGUAUUGUAAAUAUAUAAUUAUAUUACUAUAUGUUAUAUUGGUAAUUAAUGUAACAUGUAAGUAGUAGCAUAUACCAUAAAAAUACGAACGUCUCGUAUUAACAAAUGAAGGAAAUAAAUAAGUGAUACAAAAAAUAAUUAAUUGAAUUGGUUGGCUGAUGUGGAACAGAGUCAUAUUAUGUUUUUGCUGUAAAAUGUAAACGAAUAUGCCGCGAUGCUAUAUAUAGUUUGAAAUAAACGAGAGCCUGUUUGACGAAA
This is a messenger RNA of Cephus cinctus (wheat stem sawfly), 7495 nucleotides long. RefSeq names its product clathrin heavy chain (gene Chc). The record is from RefSeq and is a predicted model, not a curated record. Gene Ontology annotation, molecular function: structural molecule activity; clathrin light chain binding. Lineage: Eukaryota; Metazoa; Arthropoda; Insecta; Hymenoptera; Cephidae. The transcript is spliced from 15 exons. Gene Ontology annotation, cellular component: clathrin-coated endocytic vesicle; clathrin coat of coated pit; clathrin complex. Gene Ontology annotation, biological process: intracellular protein transport; receptor-mediated endocytosis. Bases 430 to 5463 code for a protein of 1677 amino acids.